CAUGCGUUCACCUACGGUCAUCCUCGGGUUCUUCCUGCUGCCCGCUGCUGCUGGCCGGGAUCGGCGUUGGAGCCGCGGAUCUAUACAGGCAUGGAGUUCCUGGACUGACAUGCACCACCUCGCCGACCACCUGUCCCGUCUGCCCGGACGAACCGGUGCUGUCCGACCUGUGCGAGUACAGAUUUGUCGCUCGUGUCAGCGCGUUGACUCCAUUCCACAAAGUCGGGGAGCGGUCUCUGUGCGGACGACUGACGGUGAGGUCCGUCCUGGUUGGACCCGAGGAUGUGGUCUCUAGGACGCCCGUGGUGGCCCUCAAGGAAGGAUGCACAUGUGCAGCAGCCCUUUCUCCUUCUACGCACCAGUUCUACGUGCUGGUCAAGGAGGUCCCGAGCGUCGUUGCCACCAAGCUGACGCAAGUGGUCCUGGACGCCAACGUGACCGUGCUGCCUUACACGUUCCAGGAGGCGCAUGUGCUCCACGACCAGCUGAGCAAAUGCAACACGGCGGACAGGCGAAGCGACUACGGCUACGGCGGAGGUAGUGCGUACACCUCCUCCUCGUAUAUGGUCAAGACGAUCAAGUACUACUACCCCGCACCCUCGUACGACUACGCCAUGGCAAGUUACGCGGCACCAAGUUAUGCUGCUCCAAGUUACGCCGCCCCAUCAUAUGCUGCUCCCUCAUAUAGUGCGCCCGCCCCCAGCUACAGUGCCCCUGCCUACUCCGCUCCCAUGUACAGCGCACCAGCGCCGGCCUACAGUGCACCUGCAUAUGCUGCCCCCAGUUACAGCGCUCCAGCCUACUCGGCCCCCAGCUACAGUGCCGCUGCCUAUGCCGCUCCAGCGUAUAGCGCACCAGCUUACAGCGCUCCCUCGUAUUCAGCGCCUAGCUACAGCGCCCCCAUGUACGCGGCUCCCAGUUACAGCGCACCGGCGCCUAGCUACAGUGCCCCUGCAUACGCUGCUCCCAGCUAUAGUGCACCAGCAGCUAGCUACAGCGCUCCUGCUUACUCUGCUCCCAGCUACAGUGCCCCUGCAUACGCCGCUCCCAGCUACAGUGCACCAGCAGCUAGCUACAGCGCUCCUGCGUACUCUGCCCCCGGCUACAGUGCUCCCGCUUACUCUGCACCUAGCUACAGUGCUGGUGCAUACGCUGCUGCCAGUUACAGCGCACCAGCUCCUAGCUACAGUGCCCCUGCCUACUCUGCUCCCAGUUACAGUGUCCCUGCUUACUCUGUUGUGAGUUACUCCGCCCCUAGCUACAGUGCCCCGGCGUACUCCGCUCCCGCUUACUCUAUGCCUAGUUACAGUGCCCCUGCUUACUCCGCUGCCAGUUACAGCGCUCCCGCAUACUCUGCUCCAUCUUACAGUGCUCCAGCACCUAGCUACAGUGCUCCCGCUUACUCUGCACCUAGUUACAGUGCCCCUGCAUACUCCGCCGCCAGUUACAGCGCACCAGCCCCUAGCUAUAGUGCCCCUGCAUACUCUGCUGCCAGUUACAGUGCUCCGGCAGCUAGCUACAGUGCCCCUGCAUACUCCGCUCCCGCUUACAGUGCACCAGCUCCCAGUUACAGCGCACCAGCCGCUAGCUACAGUGCUCCAGCACCUAGCUAUAGUGCCCCUGCAUACUCCGCUCCCGCUUACAGUGCACCAGCUCCCAGUUACAGUGCCCCUGCAUACUCCGCUCCCGCUUACAGUGCACCAGCUCCUAGUUACAGUGCAGCUGCGUACGCCGCUCCCAGUUACAGUGCACCAGCCGCUAGCUACAGUGCUCCAGCACCUAGCUACAGUGCCCCAGCAUACUCCGCUCCCACUUACAGUGCCGCUGCAUACGCCGCUCCCAGUUACAGUGCACCAGCCGCUAGCUACAGUGCUCCAGCACCUAGCUACAGUGCCCCAGCAUACUCCGCUCCCGCUUACAGUGCACCAGCUCCUAGUUACAGUGCCGCUGCAUACGCCGCUCCCAGUUACAGUGCCCCAGCCGCUAGCUACAGUGCUCCAGCACCUAGCUACAGUGCCCCUGCAUACGCAGCUCCCGCUUACAGCGCUCCAGCUCCUAGUUAUAGUGCCCCUGCAUACUCCGCCCCCAGUUACAGCGCACCAGCCCCUAGCUACAGCGCACCUGCCCCUAGCUACAGUGCCCCUGCAUACUCCGCUCCCAGCUACAGCGCCCCAUCUUACGCAGCACCUAGCUAUAGUGCAGCCACUUAUGCCCCUGCUAGUUACAGCGCUGUCUCUUACGCACCAGCCGCUCCUAGCUACAGUGCCGCGACUUACGCCCCCGCAAGCUACAGCGCCCCGUCCUACGCUCCCCCCGCCUACAGUGCUGCCUCGUAUGCCCCGGCAAGUUACAGUGCACCGGCCUACAGCGCACCAGCCUACAGUGCGCCGGCCAGCGCCGACAGCUACGGAGGUGCUGAGGACAGCUACAGCGGUGCCAGCAGCUACCCAGCGUCUUCGGUCAGCUACACGUACGUCACGUACAUGCCUCCCAUGUACUCCGGUGUCAAGGGCUACGAAGGCAAGCAAAAAAAGGGUUCCAGGUACGGUGGCUACGCGGCCACUAUCCGCUACGAUCCCACGUACGAGCCAAACCCCGGCUAUAAAGCCCCGGGCUGGUACGUGCCUCACGUCAAGCAGUACCUGGCCCGCAAGCGUCGCGAGGCCAAGCAGCCCAGUACUGUCGAGUACGAAGUCCCUGCUGACUACACUAGGAAGACGCCGUUCCUUUUCGGCCGCCCUUACUCAGGAAACCCUUAUCGCAGCAGAUUCCCGCUCCUGUCUAAACCUCGUCUUACCUACAACGGAUACGGAGCCUACGACAGCGACAAGAAGAUGAGCUUCGGCCUAGCGGGACGUGCUUACUUCACGGGCGCCGAUCGCGCAAUUUAUCGAAGCUUCGGCGGCUACGGAAGCUUGCCCCCCUUGUACGAGGAGCACAGAGACCACUUUCCUUAAGUUCACCGCGAUGAUGAAUAUCGAAGCUGCGAGUGAACGUUGCAUAAUAAACCGCAGUCACCUGUGUUCCGGUG
Molecule: messenger RNA, 3031 nt
Organism: Dermacentor silvarum
Lineage: Eukaryota; Metazoa; Arthropoda; Arachnida; Ixodida; Ixodidae
Product: adhesive plaque matrix protein-like
Exons: 10
Coding region: 564-2957 (797 amino acids)
Source: RefSeq, a predicted model, not a curated record